CAGAAAGUUACGACACAACAACAGCUUUUGUCCUCAUAAAAGUGCACAAAGGGAGGCAUGAACGCCAUCUAACCUCACUCCGGAGACUUUUUCAGGUGUAAAGAGAAAACCUUACAUCCUUCGUAUCAGUCGAGCAGAUCCGUGUUUUUGCUCCGGUCGAGAGGAGCAUGCAGUCGCAGAAGAAGCACCUGCUGGAGGGUCUGAUCCAGGCGGCGCUCCUGCUCAGCCUGUGCGGGGUGAGGGUGGACGUGGGGCUGGACCCGGGGCCCCUGCCUUGGUCCGAGAGCCUGAUCCUGGGGCCCACGUCCGCCCUGACGCCCACGCACCUGCACAACCUGAGGAACGCGCUGGAGGGAGGCGCCGAGCUGCACCCCAAACACCCGGACCUGGACGCCUUCUUCACCUCCAGGCGUCUGCUGGGCUUCGUGCGCUCGCUGGACCGGCUGCAGGUUCCUCAGGCGGAGCUGGAGACGUGGCUGGUUCAACAGGACCCCGCUCCUCUACCCGUGAGACUGCACCACACUGCCCCCAACAGGCUCAUCCUGCCAGAGCAGACCCGAGACCAGGACUGGGCCGAGACCGGAGACGAGCCCCGAGACCAGGACUGGGCCGAGUCCGGAGACGAGCCCCGAGACCAGGACUGGGCCGAGUCCGGAGACGAGCCCCGAGACCAGGACUGGGCCGAGUCCGGAGACGAGCCCCGAGAGCAGCAGUGGGACGAGCCCGAGGACUUCCACACACAGGCGUACAGGCGGCAUGGGGACACGGCAGACGAGGACAUGGAGACACGAGAGACACACGGGACACGGGACUGGGGCCAGGACGAGGCCGGAGACGGGGGACAGGCUGAGGACGACCAGAGCUCUGCGUCUCUGCAGGAGUGUUUACGUCUGCUCGAGGCCUUCCCCCUCACGCAGGAGCAGCAGGAGCUGGUGUGUAACUCAGGAGCCCAGAGCACAGAUCUGCCUCCUCCUCCUCCUCCUCCUGCUGCUCACGGCUCGACGUACAUGGAGCAGCAGUGGCAGGACCUCCUGGACCUGCUGGAGCCUCAGAAUCCUGACGUCGACAUGGAGAGUUUCCUGGAGCAGACUCAGCUGACCCCAGCGGCACAAGGAGGCCCUCUAAUGGACGACUUCCUGCAGCACGGUGCAGCAGGUUCAGACCAAGAGCUGCUCCCCCUGCUGCCCAGUGACCAGCUGGACGACCCCGCGCCCUCCCCCCUCCUCCUCCCGCCGCACGGCCCCUCCCUGCUGCUGGGCGACGAGGACCUGGACGGGGAGCUGGACGGGGAGCUGGAGGAGCUGCUGGGGGACGCGCAGAUGCUGGAGGAGAUGAGUCUGCUGGACCUGGCUCUGGAGGGGGGCUUCGGGGACGAGCUGACCGAGAGGCUGGAGGAGCACGGGUACCUGGACCCGGAGCUCACGCAGCGCACCAGCCGGCUCAGCCUCAUCAGCGGGGACGGGAGCAGGACGGGAGCAGGGACGGGAGCAGAGACGGGAGCAGAGACGGGAGCAGAGACGGGAGCAGAGACAUGGAGGAGGAGGAGGACAUCCACACCAUCCAGCCAGACGCCGAAGAGGAGCUGGACUCGGACUCUGGUCUUUCUCUGGACUCCAGCCACAGUCCCGCGUCUCCGAGCCACUCUGAAGCCUCCUCGUACUCCUCGUCGUCCUCGUCUUCGUCCGCCAGCAGACCUCCCCCCGCGGAGCUGCAGGUCACCGUCAAGGAGGAACCGCUGGACGAGGAGGAGCUGGGGGCCGUGGGCGGACGCCACCGCCCCCAGCUCCAAGACUCCAAACACGCCUUCUCCUCUCCCUUCCGCCCCGACCAGAAGCUUUUCGAAGGCUUCCCCUGGCUGGAGCAGAUCAGCCACGACCACACCUACAACCAACCUUCACGAUUCUCCGCGAAGAUCCCCUCCAAGCAUCUCAAGUCCUCGCCCAGGCACGACAAAACCGUACCACCUCCCCAAGCACGUCUGGAGCCGCGACGAGCGACGAGCCAGGGCCCUGAAGAUCCCCUUCUCCAACGAGCUCAUCGUCAACCUCCCCGUGGAGGAGUUCAACGACCUCCUCGCCAACUACGACCUCAACGAAGACCAGCUCAACCUCGUGCGAGACAUACGGAGACGCGGGAAGAACAAGAUCGCGGCGCAGAAUUGCCGAAAACGUAAAAUGGACACCCUUCAAGGUCUGGAGAAAGACGUGACGAUGCUGAGAAGGCGUAAAGCGCGUCUCCUGAAGGACAAGCAAGAGGCGCUGAGGACUCUCCAGGAGCUGAAGCAGCGCCUGACCGGCCUCUACCACGACGUCUUCUCCGGCCUGAGGGACGGAGAGGGUCGGCCUCUGGAUGUCCACGAGUACAUGCUGAGUUUCGAGAGCGACGGGAGCGUGGACGUGGUGUCCAGGAGGCGAGGGAGCAAAGAGAAGAGCAGGCGGAAGCAGAAGGACAAGAAGUGAGGAGGAAGUAGACGGAGCGAGAGUCUGGGAAAUCUUAGGAGAACACAAAAAACGUUCUGAAAAUAGGUCUAAAAAAAAAAAAAAAAAGGUUGGGUCGGUGAAAUUAAAGCUCGCCCAAAGAGACGGGAGUGAAAAGACCGGGAAAAAAAUCAGGAACGGGGUGAGACAUUUGUGGAGGUGUUGUAAAACUAAGCUCCUCAAAGUCUGGAGCGAUGAUUCUCGAGGGUGGUUCUCUGUGGGGAUGAUAGAAAACCCGGGGUAGAGACCGAGGCGUCGGCCCCGUCUCGCAACGCCAAAGAUAAUGAGCCCAAGGAUGUUUCAAUUCGAGGGUGUGAACCGGGAGCGGAGUGACUGGAAUCGUGGGACUUGGUCAAAAAUGUCUCAGAAAAGCCACAGGAAAAAAACAAAAAAAAAACAAAUGCUGACUUUAAAUAAUGUCAUGUUUUUCGCUUAAAUCUCGUUUAUGAUCGUCAGAGGUGGGAACAAGUCGUCGUUUUGUAAGUCUCAAGUCCUAAGUCAAAAACAGGCGAGUCCAAGUCGAGUCUUGAGUCACUGGCCCGUAAAUCCAAGUCCAGUCCAAGUCGUCUGCUUUGAGCUUCAAGUCAUUUCAGGUCUUUAAAUCAGGGGUGUCCAAACUUUUGUCAUCAAGGGCCACAUCUCUAAACACAGACGAAGCCGAGGCCGAUCGAGGCCGUAGACUGGAGCUCAGUACAGUGAAGAAUUAAAAUAUGUGCAGGUUUAACACGUUAGAAUGAACCAUCAGUCUUUAUUCACUCUAAGAUCCUUAAAACCAAACACUAAAUUAAUAAAAAAUUUAAAAAUUUCUUUAAAAAUUUAAAUUAAAAACACUAAAUAUUUGCUUUAUCAAGGUAGAUUUUCAAAAAAAACUUGCAGGGUCAAUUCACCUGGAAGCCUGAGGGCCAAGAAACAUGUGUCUGUGGGCCUCAUUUGGCCCCCGGGCCAUAGUUUGGACAUGCCUGAUUUAAACCAAAGAAUCUAAUGUAGCUUAGAUUUUUUCAAUUUAUAUGACUUUAAAAAAAACUGUACUUAUAAAAUGAUAGUAUAUUUAUAUAUGAGUAUUUAUAAAGUAUAAGUAGCAAAAAUGAAACUGUUUCCUUUUUAAAUGUCUGGACGAGGUCUUUGAAUCAUUACAGUCAGAAUAGAAAGAAUUCAGAUUUAAAAGUGCUUCUCAAGUGUCACAGGCCUCAAGACCGAGUCAAGUCCCAAGUCUUAGUCCAUUUGAUCAAGUCUCAAGUCCUAAAAACAGUGACUCAACUUUGACCAGUGUGACCAUUUACGUUUACGUUUGUCAAAACCAGGACAGCGUACGGGGGGAGGGGGGCGGGGCCUCGUCAUCGACACUGCGCGACUCUCACCUGGAAAAACUUUUUAAUGUUUGUCCUGGUGAGGUUUGAGGUUUGAGGUUUGAGGUCCCUGACACCGACACCGACACAUAUGUGCUGCUUUGUACCCUGUGCACACGGACUCACACUUGUCUCAACCGGGACGAAAAGCGGCAAAUUUCUGGUACAAAUUAUCGUUAAAUGUGCAUUUGUGUCUCGGCGCGUUGCAGACCGACCGACUGUUUGCGUCUCGCUCCUUCUGAGUCGCAGACGCUACGAGAGACGCUCAGUUUAAAUGUCCCGAUGAAAGGAAAUCAAACCUGAACAUUUGCAUCACUUCGUAACAAAACAAAAACGUACGGCCAGGACAGGACAUGGAAAUCUGACAUGUCCAGGAAAAAACAAACGUUCGGUCACCCCCAAGUCUGACUCAAUCCUCGGUUCCCACCUCUGAUUAUCGCAAUUAAAAAAAAUACAUUUUAAUUUAACGUAAAAUAAAACCAGAAAUUAUGUUUUGGAUAAAUAUUUUAGAAAAGGAUGACAUUAUAAUUAUGUGAAAUUCCUUUUUACUUUAUUCUUCACUAUAAAAAUGAAGCUUUUUUUUUUUAGUUUUAAUAUUUUUUAGUCUAAAUUAAGAUUUUUCUUGUUUGUCUAAAUUAAGAUUUUGUUUUUUAUUGAAGUUAUUUUAGCUGAUAUGGAUGUGUUUUGUUUUUUAGUUAAAUUUUUGUAUCUCAAAAUGCCUUGUAUCUGCUGGAGUUGGACACAAACACGUGAAGAAGCCCGGGUUGAAUGAUGAUUUUACCGACAAUAUUUAGUGUCAAAUGUCGUAAAACUCGUCCUGUUGUUGUGUUUAUGGUUUUAGUUUCGGCGGUUCUUUUCAUGCCAAGUACCACCAAGGACAAAUAUUUGGUUUCGGAGUCUAAACCUGGACUACGUCAGGGGCAAAACCAGGUCUAAAAGUGUCUAAAUCGUCGCUUAACCAUAAUAAAAGUGGAGCUCAUUAAUAAUUAACCUUAAAGUCGAUAAAAUGUCCCUCGAUAAACAGGGUGCGUCUCCAGAUUAAACAAAUAUUGACACUGCAGAGCGCCGUACGUCCAUUUGAGGGGAAAAAAAAAAGCACCGUCGGCUUUUUCACGUGUUUCUGUUCACUACCAGGUUUGUGCAAUUCGUUCUACCUCAGGAGACUUUGACUUUCGCACUUUUUUUUUUUUUUUUUUUUUUACGCUGGAGGUGGCUGGGCUGGACCAAGUCAAACUGUUUUCAUUUUUUGAAGCCUCAACUUUUACGAUCUCGUGCAUGUGGAGAUGUUUUUUUUCUUCUUUUGGUUUUCUUAAUAUGAAAAUGAAAAAAGAAAUGGGUUCUUCUCGAUAAAAGUCAAAUGAAUGUAUUGAUUCAAAUUGAAUUUUUUGGUUUUGUUUUGACCGUCGGUGUAACUGGUAGCUGUAAUUUUGACCCGAGUGCAUCACAAAGAUCUGUUUUUUUGUUUUUUUGAAAGUGCGCUGUAUUUGAUGUACGCCCCUGGACGGGUUUGUUUAAAUAAAAGUUUUUAUCUUAA
Messenger RNA from Boleophthalmus pectinirostris (great blue-spotted mudskipper), 5357 nucleotides. RefSeq names its product endoplasmic reticulum membrane sensor NFE2L1-like. Gene Ontology annotation, biological process: regulation of transcription by RNA polymerase II. Gene Ontology annotation, cellular component: nucleus. NCBI's taxonomy places the organism in Eukaryota, Metazoa, Chordata, Actinopteri, Gobiiformes, Gobiidae. The record is from RefSeq and is a predicted model, not a curated record. Gene Ontology annotation, molecular function: DNA-binding transcription factor activity, RNA polymerase II-specific; RNA polymerase II cis-regulatory region sequence-specific DNA binding. The transcript has 10 exons. Bases 168 to 2459 code for a protein of 763 amino acids.